AACCAACUUGGAACAAUGAUUACUUAUACAAGUGUUUUAUAUACGGUAUUGUCUCUUGAAACUAUUGGACAUCAGUUUUCACGACGCGACGGCUCGAUAAGAAUAAUAUCACAGUUGACGUUAUUAAUUGGUAAUUCUCGCUACCAGAAGUCGCGAUUAAUAAGUUUACAAAUGAUAAUACGCCACGAUAAAAACGCGUGUUGUUCUACAUUUUUGAACAGUUCAUCACGCGAUAUAAAACCGGCUAGUAGUAAACAAUCGAGUCAUAUCGUCGAUAUGUUUUGCACGAGCGUCUUUAUCGCAGCGCUGGUCGCUCUGACCAGCUCGGCGUCAGCGCAAAAAGACUGGUACAAGAACAGUCUAAUAUAUCAGAUUUAUCCGAGAAGUUUCAAAGACAGCAACGGAGAUGGCAUAGGUGAUUUGAACGGUAUCACGAGCAAGUUGGAACACAUCGCGGACAUCGGUGCGGACGCGUUAUGGCUGUCGCCGAUCUACACCAGUCCGCAAGCCGAUUUCGGUUACGAUGUCGCCAACUUCACCGACAUCGACAAGGACUACGGCACUUUGGCCGAUUUCGACAGACUCGUGGCGAAGGCGAAGUCACUGGGGCUCAAAGUGAUUCUCGAUUUCGUGCCGAAUUACAGUUCCGACGAGCACGAAUGGUUCAAGAAAAGCAUAAAACGAAUCAAACCUUACGACGAAUAUUACGUGUGGAAAGACGGGAAAAUAGUAAACGGCACUAGAAAACCGCCGAACAAUUGGUUGAGCGUCUUCGGCGGUUCCGCUUGGGAAUGGAACGGUGAGCGUAAACAGUAUUACUUGCAUCAGUUUGUCAAAGGACAGGCUGAUCUUAACUAUCGCAGUCCAUCGGUGCAGCGGGAAAUGAGGGACGUGCUGACUUUCUGGAUGAAUCGAGGCGUGGAGGGCUUCCGCAUAGACGCCAUUAACUUUUUGUACGAAGACUCUCGUUUUCUGGACGAGCCAAAAAGCGGUGCGAGCGGAUUGCCGGACGACGACUACGACACUUUAGAUCACAUUUACACAAAAAAUCUUCUCGAGACUUACGAAGUACUCAAAAACUGGAAACAAGUAAUAGACAAUCACUCGAUAAACGCCGAUAAGAAGAUGAUUCUGACCGAGGCAUACGCGGACUUAAAUCUCACUAUACUGUACUAUCUGUCGGGCUCGACCGUUCCCUUUAAUUUCAUGUUCAUCGCGGAUCUGAACAACAAGUCUAGCGCAUCGGACUUCAAGCGCCUCAUCGAUCGAUGGAUGAAUAAUAUACCGAAAGGACCGGAAUAUGUCGCGAACUGGGUAGUGGGCAAUCACGACAAUCAUCGUGCCGCUUCCCGAUUCGGCGAGAUACGAGCCGAUCAACUUUCCAUGUUGACGACCAUUCUGCCCGGCGUGAGCGUGAUUUACAACGGCGACGAGAUCGGCAUGCUCGACAGAAACUUUACGUACGAGGAAACUAAGGAUCCCUCCGGAUGCAACGCCGGACCUGACAGAUAUCACCUGAAGUCAAGAGACCCGGAAAGAACGCCCUACCAUUGGGACAAUACCACAAGCGCCGGUUUUUCCACCAGCAACGAUACGUGGCUUCCGGUAAACAGCAAUUACAAGACUCUGAAUCUGGCGGCGCAGAAGAUCGCGCCAGUGUCUCAUUACAAAGUAUUCAAGUCUCUAGCGCGGUUAAAAAAGAAGCCCGUCAUUGAGCGGGGCUCUCUCGAGACCGUGUUGGUCACCGAGAAAAUCUUGGGAGUCGUACGGCGACACAACGCGUCUGUUGUAACUCUUAUGGUUAACUUUGCCGACACACCCGUCACCGUCGACGCCAGGACUUGGAUGAAUAUUCCGGAGGAGUUAAUCGUUUAUGCGCCCAGCGUGCGCUCCGGGCUCCAGGCUGGAUUGCGCGUUGACACUACUCGCAUCAUCGUGCCCGCUUCAGCCUCCAUUGUGCUUACCACAGCGGAUUUAGCUUAGUAAAUUCCUGCCUAUCUAACGCACUUCAUGAACGACCCAAGUAGCGCAUACAUAAGUGUAAACGUAUAUAUACGAGUACGUUAUUUUCCCCAUAGUCAUCUCAUAGAUUUAUGAGACUAGAUACAAAAGUGUAUUUUGACAAAGAACAAUAAAACAAAAAAAAAUUAAAUUGUUCA
Messenger RNA from Pseudomyrmex gracilis, 2159 nucleotides. RefSeq names its product alpha-glucosidase-like. Gene Ontology annotation, biological process: carbohydrate metabolic process. The record is from RefSeq and is a predicted model, not a curated record. Bases 16 to 1983 code for a protein of 655 amino acids. The transcript has 3 exons. NCBI's taxonomy places the organism in Eukaryota, Metazoa, Arthropoda, Insecta, Hymenoptera, Formicidae.